This is a messenger RNA of Hemiscyllium ocellatum (epaulette shark), 1386 nucleotides long. Its product is annotated as galactose-3-O-sulfotransferase 2-like. Gene Ontology annotation, cellular component: membrane. NCBI's taxonomy places the organism in Eukaryota, Metazoa, Chordata, Chondrichthyes, Orectolobiformes, Hemiscylliidae. The coding region runs from base 1 to 1386 and encodes 461 amino acids. Gene Ontology annotation, molecular function: galactosylceramide sulfotransferase activity. The record is from RefSeq and is a predicted model, not a curated record. Gene Ontology annotation, biological process: glycolipid biosynthetic process; glycoprotein biosynthetic process. The transcript is spliced from 4 exons.
AUGGACGUUACCCCUCUGGAGGAAACAUCCAGGCUGGCCGUGGCUCACUGUCCAGGCCUGCUCAUCUCCACCUCGGCCAGGCCCAGCAACAGAACCAUCACAAGGCCUCACUUGGCCAGAAUACUACGGGCUCUUGUUGUCCGUCCAUUCGGUACUCAGCCUCUCGGCAAGUACUCUGUCGGGGUUGCAAAAGGCUCUGGCACAUCCCAUGAUAGGGGAAGGCGCUACAUCAAUGCAAGCCCUCCCGCAGUCGCCCCCGAAGAAUCUUUCCGGCGCAGCGUGGACAUCCGGCUGGAGCCUCCCUGCGUUCCGAAGCAGAACCUGGUGUUCCUGAAGACCCACAAGACGGCGAGCAGUACCAUCCUGAACAUCCUGUAUCGGUACGGUGAGGCCCACAAUCUCACCUUCGCUCUGCCCUAUUACGACCACCUCGGUUACCCUCAAAGGUUCAAGGCGGAAUACGUCAAACACUUCACCAAGACCCACCGCGGCACGUUCAACAUCCUGUGCAACCACAUGAGGUUCUACCACCCGGAGGUGAAAAAGGUGGUGCCAAACGAUACGUUUUACUUCUCCAUCGUCAGGGAUCCUGUCUGGUUGGCUGAGUCCUCCUUCGCCUAUUACCGCUUCCACUCCCCGGCCUUCAGUCAUGCCAAGAGCCUGGAUGAGUUUGUGGCCUUCCCCGAGCGCCACUACAGGGGCCUGGAGCCGAACAACCACUACGCCCGCAACGUCAUGUGGUUCGACUUCGGGCACGACAACAACAUGGAGGACGUGCCCGGUUACGUCGACGCCGUCCUGGCCCAGCUGGACCGGAUCUUUGACCUGGUGCUGGUGGCUGAGUAUUUCGACGAGUCGCUGAUCCUCCUCAAGGAGGCGCUGUGCUGGGACCUGGAGGACGUGGCCUACUUCAAGCUGAACACCCGCUCCAAUGACUCGGUCUUGCCUCUGAGUGCCAGCUCAGUGGAGAGGCUGCGGGCCUGGAACCACCUGGACUGGAGACUCUACCGCCAUUACAACGCCUCCCUCUGGCGGCGGAUCUCCAGCUACGGCGCCCAGAGGAUGGAGAGCGACGUGGCCCGCCUGAAAGCCCUGAGCCACCGCCUGGCCUCCCGCUGUCUCAAAAGCAGCUUCCCCGGGCGGGUCUGGGACCCCGGUUUCAUGCCCCACAGCUCCGGCAAGGCUAAGAUCCAGGGCUACGUGCUGAAGGUCAACCUCAGCAAUGAUGACCUGGAGCUCUGUCAGCGAAUGGUACUCCCUGAGAAACAAUACCUCACCUACUUGCAGAGGAAGCAGCUCAUCUCCAGGGUCACCGACACUAAGCAUGGGGGGGAAGGGGGGGAGGGUAGGAGGGAAAUGGUGCCCAAAAUGGCCGCUGCCCCUUAG